This is a messenger RNA of Erpetoichthys calabaricus (reedfish), 4416 nucleotides long. Its product is annotated as zinc finger protein 420-like. Gene Ontology annotation, biological process: regulation of transcription by RNA polymerase II. Gene Ontology annotation, molecular function: RNA polymerase II cis-regulatory region sequence-specific DNA binding; DNA-binding transcription factor activity. Bases 111 to 3314 code for a protein of 1067 amino acids. The transcript has 5 exons. Lineage: Eukaryota; Metazoa; Chordata; Cladistia; Polypteriformes; Polypteridae. The record is from RefSeq and is a predicted model, not a curated record.
AUCAAGGGCGACGAAAACUGAAGUCUGCUGCCCUGCACACACCUCGCGCUGUAAAAACAACGUAUCACCUGGAGACAGAAGCAAAGGCUGCCAUUUACUGUAACCCCAAGAUGGACGUGAAAGAGGAGAUUGGUGAAGAAGAUUUGAAGGCCAUGGAGAUAAUGACUGUGAGCAUUAAGGAGGAGGACUGUGAAUGGGACUCUGGAUAUCCUAACCAGGACAGUCUCUGCAUUAAGGAUGAGGAUUAUGAAUCUGUGACCGUGGGCGCCAAAGAAGAGACGGGGGAGAGGUCUCUCAGCAUUGAGAUGCACAAUCAUAAAAGUGUGGAGCUGGUGGGGAGAUCUGAAUCAUUACAGACAGACACAAAGAGGUCUCAGGACGUUUCAUCUGUUCAAACUCCACAGAAUUGGACAUCACCUUCAAAACAAUUUGGAGAAAGGAACAAAGCUCACUGCUGUUCAGAAUGUGGCAAACGAUUCUGUGACCGGAGUACUCUUCAGAAACACACUAGGAUUCACACUGGUGAGAAGCCCUACUACUGUUCUGAAUGUGGCAAAAGAUUCUCCCAGAUUGCUCAUCUUCAGAGACACUCACGAAUUCACACCGGAGAGAAGCCAUAUUGCUGUUCAGAAUGUGGCAAACGAUUCUCACGAAUCACCCAUCUUGAGACCCACACUAGAAUUCACACAGGAGAAAAACCAUACUGCUGUUCAGAAUGUGACAAACGAUUUUCUCGAAUUGCCAAUUACCUAAGACAUGCAAAAAUUCACACUGGAGAGAAGCUCUACAGCUGCUCUCAAUGUGGCAAACAAUUUUCACGAAUCUCCCAUCUCCAGACCCACAUAAAAAUUCACACUGGUGAGAAGUCAUUUUGUUGUACUGAAUGUGGUGAAGGAUUUUCUCAAUUAAGUGAUCUCCAGAGUCACGCAAAAUCUCAUACUCGUGAGAAACCAUAUUACUGCAGUGAAUGUGGCAAACAAUUCAAACAUAUGAUCAGCCUUCAGACCCACAUACGCAUUCACACGGAAGAGAAACCAUUUUGCUGUUCUGAGUGUGACAAACAGUUCCUUUAUAGAAGCAGUCUUCUAACCCACUCAAGAAUUCAUAUGGGAGAGAAAACUCACUGCUGCCCUACAUGUGGCAAACAAUUCUCAAAAAUGAUCACUCUUAAGAGCCACAUUAAAAUUCACACUGGAGUGAAGCCAUAUUCUUGUUCUGAAUGUGGAAAACAAUUCUCUGGCAACAGCUAUCUACUGAUACACAAAAGAAGUCACACUGGGGAGAAGCCGUAUUCUUGUUCUGAAUGUGGAAAACAAUUCUAUGACAGCAGCCAUCUCCAAAGACACAAAAGAGUUCACACUGGCGAGAAGCCAUAUUGCUGUGUGGAAUGUGGCAAUCGAUUCUCAAGGAAGGUCAACCUUAAGACCCACAUCAGAAUUCACACUGGAGAAAAGCCAUAUUCUUGUACUGAAUGUGGAAAACAGUUUUCGGAUGGUAGUCAUCUUCAGAGGCACAAAAGAAUCCACACAGGAGAGAAGCCAUAUUGCUGUUCUGAAUGUGGGAAACGAUUCUCCCGAAUGAGCUGCCUUCACAGCCACUCGAGAAUUCACACCGGAGAGAAGCCGUAUUGCUGUAUAGAAUGUGGCAAACAGUUUGCACAAUUAAGCAGUCUUCAUACUCACACCAGAAUCCACAGUGGGGAGAAGCCGUAUUGCUGCAAGGAAUGUGGCAAACAAUUUGCACAAUUAAAUAGUCUUCAUAGACACAGAAGAUUUCAUACUGGGAAUGAUAGUGGGAUGGAUGUAAAAGAGGAGACGUAUGAAGCUGACACGAAUUUCACAAAGGAAAGGACCAUAAAUGUUAAAGGAGAGGACAGUGAGUGGAAGUGUGUAAAACCUAAACAGGAGAGUUUGAGCAUUAAGAAUGAGGACUGUGAGUUGGGGUCAGUGGGCAUUAAAGAAGAGGCUGAGGAGAAGUCUGUCAGCAUCAAGAUGCACAAACAUAAAAGUGUGGGGAGUGUCGAGGAAGAUGGUGGGUGUCAAGAUGGAGCAGUGAUCGGGUUCAUCUCUUCUCUAGAGCCUUCUAUGAAGGUGAAGUCUGAAUCGUCACAGUCUGGCAUAAGGAGAACUGAGGAAACUUCAUCUUUUGGAACUCAGGAAGAUCAGCAACUACCUACAAAUCAGUCUGGAGCAAGAGACAAGCCUCACUGCUGUUCUGAGUGUGGCAAACGAUUCUCUCGAGUCAUCUAUCUGAGGACCCAUGCAAAGACUCACACCGGAGAGAAGCCAUACUGCUGUUCUGAAUGUGGUAAGCGGUUCACACGAAGCGACAACCUUAAAACCCACACAAGACUUCACACAGGAGAUAAGCCAUACGACUGUUCUGAAUGUGGCAAACGAUUCAUGCGAGUCAAUAUCCUUCAGACUCACAUAAGAAUUCACACGGGAGAACAGAGAUUUUGCUGUUCUGAAUGUGGCAAACAAUUUUCGGAUAACAGCAAUCUUCGCAUCCACACCAGAAUUCACACUGGAGAGAAGCCUUAUUGCUGUGCUGAAUGUGGCAAAAAAUUUUUGCAAUUCAACUAUCUUCAGAAGCACAGUAGAAUUCACACUGGUGAGAAGCCUCAUUGCUGUCCUGAAUGUGGCAAACAGUUCUCCAGGGUCGCCAACCUUCAGGUUCAUGCUAGAAUUCAUACUGGGGAGAGGCCAUAUUGCUGUUCUGAAUGUGGUAAGCGAUUUUGUGUAAUGAAAAGUCUUCAGGUUCACACAAGAAUUCACACUGGGGAGAAGCCAUUUUGCUGUUCUGAAUGUGGCAAGAAGUUCUCUGACAAGAGUAGUCUCUACCGGCACACCAAAAUUCAUACUGGAGAGAAGCCAUAUUGCUGUUCAAAAUGUGGGAAGCAUUUCUCCAGCAGGAGCCAUUUUCAAAUCCACCUGAGAAUUCACACAGGAGAAAAGCCAUACUGCUGUUCUGAAUGUGGUAAGCGAUUUUCCAACUGCACUCACCUACAGCAUCACACAAGAAUUCACAAUGGAGAGAAGCCAUAUUGCUGUUCUGAAUGUGGAAAAAGCUUCUCCAGACACAGUAGUCUUGUGGUGCACAUGAGAGUUCACACUGGAGAGAAGCCAUAUUGCUGUCCUGAAUGUGGCAAACUAUUUACAGACAGGAGUGGUCUUCGUUACCACACAAGAAUUCAUGCCAUUGGGAAGAAUGUGGAGACUACACUGAACCUUCAUGGCAAACGUAAGAGACCAAAAAGAAAUGCAGUACAGAAUUGUGAUACUGUUAGUGAGGGAGGUUCACUCCUACCGUGACAGCAUGAAAAAAAAAACAUAUGGGGACCCCCAGAAGAAAUUGUAUUACUGCUCGAAAUGUAGCAGGUGCUAUUGGCAGUCCACAUGCAGUAUAAGAAUUCAUAAUGUGGAGAAGCCUUCUGAAUGUUUCUAAUGUGGGAACAUUCAAGUCUUUGAAGACUUGAUAUGAACUUAUGGAACUUCCCAUUAGACAGAAACCUAAUAGCGUUUCUGAAUGAAGCACAUUAUUUUUCAGAUUUGGACAAUAGUGCCUGAAGAAACGUAUUUUAAUAUUGUGAAUGUUGCAAUUUCUCACUUUGAGUAGUCUUCAGAAAUACUCUGGAGUUCCCAUAAGAUAACUCAAGGCAUCAAUAAAAAAAUGUUCAAACAAUUUAGUACCAGUUCUGAUAGACAAAACUAAAGAUGGGUCACAUCUGUAGUAACAAUUAGAAGGCAAUGACGGAUGAAGAGGCAAAAACAUUUCCAGACUCCAACAUUGGUAACUCUUAAAUGAAAACACCAACGGUAGAAAAACUGGGAGCCACACACUAGAAAGAUAAACAGAGGAGGAGAUGUAAGUCCAUGGAACAUUCCAGUCUCAACUGACAAAAAAACGAAUGCCAGCAAAUAAGACAUAAUGAGGCAGGCAGUGUGUCCUAGUGGUUACGGCAUUGGACUCUGAAGUUUUGAGAUUAAAUAGUUUGAAUCUAUCUGUCUAUAAUAUAGUGCCUACUAUGCCAAAAUUAAAAUUCUAUCUAUAGUCAUUGAAAAAGUUUGGGUACCCCUCUCAGCCUGCAAAAUAAUUGACUCUCCUUUCAAGACAAUGACCCAAAACACAGUUGGAAAUCUACAAAGGCAUUCAUGAGAAGUACAAUGUUCUGGAAUGGCCGUCACAGUCCCGACUUGAAUAUCAUUGAACGUCUAUGGGAUGAUUUGAAGCAGGCUGUCUGUGCUCAGCAGCCAUCAAAUUGAACUGAAGUGGAGAGAUUUUGUAUGAAGAAUGGUCAACAAUACCUCCAUCCAGAAUCCAGACACUCAUCAAAGGCUAUAGGAGGACAGCGUCUAGAGGCUGUUAGAUUUGAAAAGGAGGCUCAACUGAGUAUUGAUGUCAUAUCUCUGUUUA